AUGCUGUAUAACACGCAAAUCGAUGGCACUCUGGAGAGCUCCUCGGACGGCGAACCGCACGGCGAGUCGUUCGUACGAUACUACGCCGCGCAAGUUGUGAUGGCGCUCGAGUUCAUGCACUUGGAGGGCGUGGUUUCUCGAACGGUUGACCCCACGAACCGCAUGGUGGACCGCAGUGGAAACCUCCGCAUGAUCAACUUGCGGCCACAACAUCGCUGCGGAUUACUGAGCACUUGGUGGGCUCAUGUACGAAAUGCUCACCGGUGCAACACCAUUCACACGGGAGAACGAGAACGACUUGGAGAUCUUGAACGACAUUGCUUCGCUCCGCCCAGACCGACUGCCCUGGCCUGA
Molecule: messenger RNA, 354 nt
Organism: Phytophthora infestans T30-4
Lineage: Eukaryota; Oomycota; Peronosporomycetes; Peronosporales; Peronosporaceae
Exons: 3
Coding region: 1-354 (117 amino acids)
Source: RefSeq, a predicted model, not a curated record